Molecule: messenger RNA, 1352 nt
Organism: Scheffersomyces amazonensis
Lineage: Eukaryota; Fungi; Ascomycota; Pichiomycetes; Serinales; Debaryomycetaceae
Gene: HUT1
Product: Hut1p
Exons: 1
Coding region: 140-1162 (340 amino acids)
Biological process (GO): UDP-galactose transmembrane transport
Cellular component (GO): Golgi membrane; endoplasmic reticulum membrane
Molecular function (GO): UDP-galactose transmembrane transporter activity; UDP-glucose transmembrane transporter activity
Source: RefSeq, a predicted model, not a curated record
UGUAAAUUGCGCUUUUUGGCUGAAAAAAAAAUGAUGCGUUACGUAACUAUUUUCUUUUGGACACGAAUAAAAUCAUUACAGUAAUUAAUCCUUUUGUGAAUAGCUUUCUAUCAUUACACGGUCAUAUUGACAGAUUCAAAUGAGUAAAGAAUCGAAAAGAGGACGUGUUCUAACGUUGGUAUUUUGCGUACUUGGAUUAUAUGGAUCAUUUUUAACAUGGUCUGUAUUACAAGAAAGAAUCAAUACCAAACCAUAUGAUGGAGAAUACUUUAAAGCUCCAUUAAUAAUUAAUAUUACUCAAGCUUUUUUUGCAUCUAUAGUUGGAUUAUUAUAUUCAUUAAUUAGUACUAAAUCUAACCCAUUUUCUAUUUUUACAGAAAAUGAAUCAAGUAUUGGUAGAAAAUUAUUAACUUCAUUCAUAUUAAUUUCUUUAACAUCAAGUUUAUCAUCUCCAUUAGGUUAUAUGUCUUUAAAACAUGUGGAUUAUUUGGCAUAUUUAUUAGCCAAAUCUUGUAAAUUAAUUCCAGUCAUGCUUGUUCACUUAAUUUUUUAUAAUACAAAAUUUCCAUUAUUUAAAUAUAUUGUGGCAUCUUCAAUAACAUUUGGUGUAAUAUUAUUUACAGUUUUCCAUUCAUCAAAAAAGGAAAAGGAUACUUUAAAUGAUGGACAAACCAUAUUAGGUAUGUCACAAUUAUUGGGAUCGAUGCUUUUAGAUGGUUUAACCAAUUCAACACAAGAUCAAAUAUUUAAAUUAAAUAAAAAUGCAGUUAAUAAAGUAACAGGAGCAAAAUUAAUGUGUAUUCUUAAUUUAUUAGUAUGUAUUUUGACUUUGUUAUACUCACUCAUAUGGAAAUAUGAUACAGAAAUUGAUUACACCAUUAAAUUUAUUCAUAAACAUCCUCAUGUAUUAGUAAAUAUUUUGGAAUUUUCUAUAUUUGGAGCUGUUGGUCAAAUUUUCAUCUUUAUAAUUCUCGAGAAAUUCGAUUCUUUAAUCUUAGUUACUGCAACAGUUACUAGAAAAAUGAUUAGUAUGAUUCUUAGUGUGGUUUUAUUUGGACAUUAUUUAACUAGCUUACAAUGGUGUGGAGUUGGAUUAGUUUUUGGAGGUAUUGGCUAUGAAGCCUUAGUGAAAUUAACUUCAACUAAGAAAAAAGUUGACUAAUAAAAUCAUGUCUUGUUUAAAUUAAUAGAAACUUUUGUAUAAUUAGAAAUUAGGAAUUAGAGAUUAAAAAUUGCAGCUACUGAGUUUUUUUGAUAGAAAUUCCUGCAUAGAACUCUACGGCAUGUAUAAAAUUUAUAGAUUCGAAUGUUUACUAUAUUCUAUAUUCUCAAUAUAAAUUCUUUAAGUCACA